AUGAACUUGACUAAAGUGGUGUCGUCGUCGUCGCAAACCAUCGUCGAAGCAGUUGUCUUGACCGUUUACAAAGGGUCUGAGGAGCUUGAAGGACAAACCAUCAAGAUGAUUGUUACAAAAUGUCCAAAAAGGCACGUAUUUGUUUCAGGCUUUAUAUCUAACGAACGCCCCCUCUACGCCCUCUACACAACUAAUUGCAGUGGAGCCAAAAUAAGCCUGCGCAAAACCGCAGAAAAAUUCAAAAGUGAAUGCGUGAACGACACAAUGAAAAUUGAUGAAGCAAAAGGCACCGACCCCAGCAUUAUGAAUGAAGAGUACAACGAAUUCAAUAUAAUUAAUAGUACGGACAAGUUGAAGGAUUGUAUUUGUUAUAAGGAGGUCAACCUGAUGCAUUCUUAUUGCGAUCAAUCAAUCACUUUCGUUGCCUCGGUGGAGAUCUCUGGAAAACUUCCAAUGUAUAGUGAUGCAGCUUACACAAUAAAAAGAUAUCGGGCAAAGGUCAUAGAAAUAUACAAGCACUCAACAACAAUCGGAAUUUCCAAAGGACAUUUCAUCGAGGUUAAUGUACUUGGCCCAAAAGAUGGCUGCGUAACCAACUUUUAUGAUAAUGUGCAUAUGACUGUUGCAGGUAUGCUUCAAGAAAAAAAUGAGAGAGGAGAAAAUGUAUUUAUAACGGAUAGAUGCAAGUACCUUGUAUGGGCCUUCAGUUUCGGAUGGGUAAAGCGUCUAUUUCAAAUGAAGGAGAAGAUUAACUGCUCUCCCUAUAUGAAAGACUGGAAAGGUUCUUCUUUUCAUGUGAUUGAACAAAUCACUGAAUAG
This is a messenger RNA of Cylicocyclus nassatus, 819 nucleotides long. NCBI's taxonomy places the organism in Eukaryota, Metazoa, Nematoda, Chromadorea, Rhabditida, Strongylidae. The record is from the annotation of a GenBank genome assembly.